CUGUUCAGGAGCAGCGACGUCACGCAGGGGGCGUGGCCUGCUCAACCUGUGCGCGCUGAUGUUUGAGGGACACUACGCUGAAUCACAGCGAAGGAAAUGUAAACCGUUGGGACGCGACAUCGAGUUUUUCCACCGGCUUUAAACCCGUGAAAGCGUGUGUCGAUGAUUCUUACAGCGGUUUGCAACUUCUGCGAUCCACACGGAGUCUGAAGAACUUAAAGAUGAUGCUCAACUUCUUCCCGGUGCGGAAAUUCAAGCGCAACGGCAGAUAUAUUGUGUUUGGGGCGGUGUUGAUGGUCGCCUUCCUGGCGGCUUAUCUGCAGUUCAUGGCCGUGAACGAGUGGAGCAGCCCCGGUGUGACCGUCCGCACUGAAAGCAUCGGCUGGGCAAACGCUCCUGCUCAACGUGCGGUUCACAUCUCUGACAAUAAACAUGAUAAAGACAUCUGGACUCCAAAAAACACUCAACAGACAUGGAGGGCGGAGUAUAAAGGAAUGGCGAAUCUUCACAUCUUUGAGGACUGGUGUGGCACGUCUAUAUCUCAACUACAGAAGAAUCUACAUUAUCCGUUAUAUCCUCACACUCGUACAACUGUGAAGAAACUUGCUGUGUCACCCAGCUGGACCAAUUAUGGACUCAGGAUAUUUGGAUACAUACAUCCUUAUACCGAUGGUGACUUUCUGUUUGCAGUGGCGUCUGAUGAUAACAGUGAGUUCUGGCUCAGUGAAGAUGAGAAUCCAGACAAUCUGAAGCUCCGCGCUUACGUCGGAAAGACAGGCAGAGAAUGGACUGCCCCAGGGGAAUAUGGGAAAUAUGCCAGUCAGAUAUCAGAUCUUAUUCCUCUGCAAAAGAACAAUAAAUAUUUCUUUGAGCUUAUCCACAAACAAAACGAUCAGGGAACGGAUCAUGUGGAGGUUGCGUGGCAGCUCAAACAGAUCGGGAGUGGAUUUUCAAUCAUCGAUUCCAAGUUCAUCUCCCUCUACACCAACGAGUCCUUGCUGAAGACUGUAGAUGUCAAUCACAUUCCUCAGACCUUUGCCAGUCAUGUGACUCCGCCCCAGAGGUCGUCUGAGACUCCGCCCCAUGGAGUAGACAUGCUGAGAGCAGAUCCUCGAGACUCAUUUCAUCAGGUUCCUUUAUUGGACCGGACGCGUUUGCAGGGAGUUUUACCUGACUGUAUUUAUAACCCCAGCUACAUCAUAAAGGGAUAUCCUCUAAUGCGCUACCAGGGCCUGCAGUUUGUGCACCUAACGUAUGUGUAUCCUAAUGACUACACACGGCUCACACACAUGGAGAACGAUAACAAAUGUUUCUACCGUGGGAAUCCAUACUACCUGGAAAGAUACGGCUUCUCAAACUAUAUUCAGCUGGAUUUGCCUGAAAAUGAGGAGAGAGUCAUCAAAUACAAAGGAGAUGGCAUGGAAGGAAGAGCCAUAAACCUGGGCAGAGAUGAAGAUGAGGGCUUGCAGAAAGCUGGAAAGUAUGAGGAGAAGCAACAAAUGAAAGAUAAGGUUCUCCAGGAAUAUGGAGAUGAUUAUGAUGAUUACACGAUGCAGAGACGCCGUAAACUGUAUUCUGUUCAGAAACAUGGCAGCAUCAGAAAAAAGAGGCAAGACCGGGAACUAGACAACAGAUUUCAACAGAUGGACCAAGACAACCAACCUAAGGCAAUCCAAAAACCGCCUGAAGAACCACAGAACCAGCCAGAGGAACCACAGCAGCAACCAAGAAAGAAGAAGAAAAGGAGACGUCCUGAACAAAACCAGAAGGACCAACACUACCUCCAAAACCCACCUUCUGAGGUGAAGAACUAUGACCAGGGAAGAGAAAAAGACUCACAGCGGUUUCAGAAUCACGUCAUGGAGAACAUACCUGACCGGCAGAAUCCAGGACCAGCUCAAAGAGAAGAUCACUUGAGUCCAGAAGUGAAACAUCAAGUGGACCAAUCGCUUAAUGCUGGAAGAAUUGAGCUCCACCAACAUGAAGCCAAAUACCACAACAGUAGUAAUGGGAAUCCAAAUUUUGUUGCAGUUGGAGACAGAAAUAUUCCUGUGGAGAACAUACGAGAAGCCAAUGAAUUGAAGCAAAGAUCAGUGACCAACCCUGCCAUGUUUGAUGAGGACCAGAGGGAACGUCAUGACCUUGUGAAUCGGAUGGGUAAUCGUAAAGUCUAUCUAGGUGAACCUGUGGAGAAGACACCCAAGAACUCUAGAUUAGAUGAGGUGAACGUAAAAAAGGCAAGGCUGGAGAACACUGCAGAUGAGCUGCCAUCCUUGAAUGGGAAUGAAGUCAAAGCUGAACCAAUGAAGAGGCGCAAACACUCAAAACAUAAAGCAGAUGAAGCCCUGCACGUUUUGGAGAACAACCCAGAAAAGGCUGUAGUAGAUGACAUCAAUAUUCCAAUCAAGAACAAUAAUGUGGCUUUUCAUCUUCAGAUUACCCAACAUCCACUUCAAAACCCAUUGUAUAACGAGACCAAUGAGCUUCAGGCAUUGGUCAUCACAGCUCCUUCUAACAAAGAAUAUAACAACCGCUGGGAUCACAUGAAUGAUGGCAGAAAGGAAAAAGAGAUUCAGGAUAAUGCGAUGCAUAUAGAAGAGGUUGAAGAUGGAGGAGAUGGAGGAGAUGAAGAAGACUCUUGGGUCAAACAGGGUUUCUCAGAGGAAGACGACUAUGACCUCACAAACAGGGCUGUGUUUGACGUGGAAGUCAAGUGGUCUCAGACGUUCCAGGCCAAACCUCUAGAUCUGCACGCCUUGCGCUCCGACUGGAUCGAUCUGAAGUGUAAUGUGUCUGGAAACCUGCUGCUCGAGGAAUCGGAAGCGUUGUCUGUAGUGGAAGCUUUCAUGAAGAAACUAAACAAGAAAUUUCCAAGGCAGUUCUCUCUAGAGCGUAUUGUGAACAUUGCGAAGAAGCCUGAUUAUAAUCGUGGCAGUAGAUAUCUACUGGAACUGGACCUGCAGGAGGCUUCAGGACGCCACCUGCGUCUGGUUCAGUACAUCUAUGUGAAACGAACUGAAGAUCGGGGUUUUCACAAAAAGCAAAAGGCUCAGGACGCAGAACUUAAACUUUGCAAUCCAUAUCGCUUCUACUGGAACCCGACUGCUACCGUCCACUUCAUCGUCCCAGUGAAGAACCAGGCCCGUUGGGUGCAGCAGUUUAUUUCAGACAUGGAGGAGAUGUACCGCACCACUGGAGAUCAAAACUUCAAUGUCAUCAUUACUGACUAUGAAAGCACUGAUAUGAACAUAGAACAAGCUCUACAGAACUCAUUCUUGCCUAGGUAUCAAUACCUCAGGUUAAGUGGGAACUUCGAGAGAUCAGCAGGACUGCAGGCAGGAAUAGACCUCAUUUCUGAUGAUCACAGCAUUGUGUUUCUCUGUGACCUGCACAUUCAUUUCCCUCCUGGCUUCAUCGACACUGUGAGAAAACACUGUGUGGAGAGACACAUGGCCUUUGCUCCGAUAGUCAUGAGACUGAACUGUGGCGCUACACCCCUGGAGCCUGAUGGUUAUUGGGAGGUCAAUGGCUUUGGUCUUCUGGGCAUUUAUAAGUCAGACCUGGACUCCAUCGGGGGCAUGAACACCAAAGAAUUCACUGACCGCUGGGGCGGAGAGGACUGGGAACUACUGGACAGGAUCCUUCAGGGGGGGCUGGAGGUGGAGCGACUCUACCUGAGGAACUUCUUCCAUCACUUUCACUCAAAGCGUGGAAUGUGGAACCGCCAGAUGCUGCGCAACACGUAACCAACGCUUACAAUGGCACUUUAAACUUCAGGACAUUCCAGAUGUGUUCCAGAUCACAUCUGACUGAAGGUGAAUGUGAGGUGACCGAUUAAUGGAAACACACAGAGACUCAGGACAAAGACGUCUGUGAUGCUUGGAUUGAACAAUGUUGCAUCCAGACCCCUCCAGAUCAUUUCCAGAGUUGGAAUGUUUCUCACAAGCUAGCUAUGCUAUCAAGAGUGAAUUUUUUAUUAUUUUUUUUAAUAAAGGAAGGAACUGAUAUAAGUUAUUGAUGCCUUCAGCAUCUCUUGGUUAUUGUUGUUGUCACUUCCAGAUCAAUCAAACGCCUUCAGUCGCGUCUGGCUGAGUAUUCUGCUCUAACAGACAGAAAUGUGACAUUUAAUGAGAUGUAUAUACUGAAAAAAUGUGUAUUUAUUCAGGUAGGUAAGUGUCUUGGGUGAGGGUUGACUUUGCACAUUGUUACAUAUGUUUUAUGCUGUGUGACCUCUUGGGGACUGAAAGAAUCUGGCCGAAACUGAAGAGAUGUGCAAUAUUCCUAUAGCAUGUUGGUCUAAGAAAAACAAUUCAUUCAGGUGAGAAAUGCUGUCAAUCUCACAAAGACUGUGAAGAACGUGUCUUGGUCAUAUAACAUUUUCAAAAUAUAAAAUUAAUUACAUUUUGUUAAAAGAAUAGUUUUUUUUUCAGUACUUUUUAUAAAAGUUAAGCGCAAUGUACUCCCCAAUUCUCAUUACUGGAAUGCACACAAAUAGCCAUAUUAAAUUCAAAGUAUAUAUGUGUCAUGGUAGCAUGAAAUGACCAUCCAUGUUUUCUGUGAUAUUUGCCAUUUUAUAGUGGUAUUGCAGGCGUUUUAAAGCUGAAAAAGCUCUUUUUGUUCAAUUGAAAGAGAUUUUCCAGCAUUUUCUAUCUUCAUGAUACGUUCCAGUGAGUAGAUCUGUUGAUUUACACUGAUUCAGCCCUUUACAGUAUUAAUUAAAGCAAUCCUAAUAUUCAUUAAACGCAAUCAAUUUCAGUUCUUUUCCAUAGGGUUAUUAUUUGGUUUGUUAUGAGUUUGUACUCUGAUGAAUUACAUGCAACCUUUUCCCACUGAUAACUGAGAUAAGACAUGCUCGGUGUGACUGAAAGGUUAUCAGAUCUACUCUGUUUUGUAGGGAUUUGGCGCUGUUUUUAGAGUAUAUUUUUUAACCAUUGAGGUUAGUUUGUUUUUUGGUGGGCUCAUUAUUUUCUUUUUUUUUUUUAUCUGACAUUCACAUAGUGUGUUACUUAAAAAUCAAGUUAUUUAUUUAUUCUUCCGUAUUUUGUAAGUGGCAGAAUGGAAAUGACCUUUAACAAAUUUAUGUAGAUCACCAACAACCUUAAAAUAAAAAGUUUCUUCUGA
Carassius gibelio (silver crucian carp) is the source of this 5121-nucleotide messenger RNA. It is a transcript of the gene b4galnt3b, whose product is annotated as beta-1,4-N-acetyl-galactosaminyl transferase 3b. Gene Ontology annotation, cellular component: Golgi cisterna membrane. Gene Ontology annotation, molecular function: acetylgalactosaminyltransferase activity. The transcript is spliced from 20 exons. NCBI's taxonomy places the organism in Eukaryota, Metazoa, Chordata, Actinopteri, Cypriniformes, Cyprinidae. The record is from RefSeq and is a predicted model, not a curated record. The coding region runs from base 222 to 3746 and encodes 1174 amino acids.